Clunio marinus is the source of this 4952-nucleotide messenger RNA. The record is from the annotation of a GenBank genome assembly. NCBI's taxonomy places the organism in Eukaryota, Metazoa, Arthropoda, Insecta, Diptera, Chironomidae.
AUGCAAUUGAGUUCAAGGAUUGUGCCAUUUAAGAGUCUCACAGUAACAGUUCCAAGUCUUGCGGUUGAGGUGCACUUUGAGUCGCCUGACAGUGGAUUUUUUCUGAAGCAUUCACCUCGUCAAAGCGUCUCUGAUGUAACAUCAAGUCAGUCAUCAUCAAGGAAUGGCGUGAAAGCAUCACAAGACACAGUGUUGUCGAUAGAUAAAUUUACUGUCGUUCAGACAACGCAACCUGUGUCGAUUCGCGCCAGUUAUGGCCCAUUUUCAACAAAGCAAACUGUACCUGCGAGAUACAUUGUGCCAGAUAUCUCAGAGACAACAACUGACAGUUCACAUCCAGCUGUCACGACAUCACAAAAUGCCACUCAGGCACUGUUGGAUCUUCAACAACAAUCAAAUCUUCAUUUAGAUAUCUCUGCACAUCUUGUGCGUUCAACUAUACCGCGCGACUCUCCAGUGUUGCGAGUUUUAUUUCAUGCUGGCGCUGAUCCCGGUGGACAUUUGAAACAAAAGAUUUGCGUACUUCUCCAUGUAUCGAUGACUAACAAGACACCUUUGAAAGGUCGUUGCAUACCAGAAGGUGAAGAUGGAGUUUGUGUGGCUGAAGUUGUCAUUCCAUCAAGUUGGUGGCCACCUAUGCCACCUCCAGAAAGAGACGGUCAGCCAUCAAUCCCUCAGAAAACCCCACAAAAAUAUGCACAAAUCUCGUACAGCGUUUUUGAGCCACCAGCUAAGAAUCCCGAACUGUGUGAGCCAAAGGUUCAAAUUCAACCUUUAACGUCAUUCGCAAAGGUCCCUUUGGUGCAAGCUAUGACUACAUAUCGUGAGCUUCGUGCAGAUGACUUACUGACGAUGUUAAUUCCCCAACAACCAUUGUAUCCACUUUCGAAAAUUCACGUUCCUGUCUUUCUUCAACCACAGCCAGGACAGAAUGUUGCAGUGUUCAUUGUAAGAGCUCGAGUGAAAGGUGGAAUGAGAAUUUUGGGUGCAUCAGCAUCGUCUGACGAUUGGAAUGUUUCAGUUGAAAAAGAAAAUCCCAAGCAUACUGUAGCGCGUGUUACGGCAUUCCGUAAAGAUCAAGAUCCCGACAGUACUUCGAGGAAGCAAGAAGAUCUCAGUGGAAACAAAAUUGUUGAAGUAUUUUCAUGGCUUUUGGAAGUUGCAAAUGAUACUAAGGAACAUUGGGAUGGUGCAAGAAUUGUUUGGACAGUGAGUUAUGUUCAUGACGGACCGAAAACUAAAGAUGUCUCAACUGAAGUGAUUCAACCGCAUGAAGAACAUCGUAAGAAGCUCGUAGCAAAGUUGGAGAUACAAAAAGAUGAUAUUCAAUCUGUUCUACCAAUAUCAAAGAAUUGGGAACUAAUGAAUACAGCCGUACUCACUGGUCGUCAAGUAUCACAAGUUAUGAAAGUAUUCAUUGUCACUCAAGCAGGAAAAGUUGCCGACGUGACACUUCAGAGUUCUUGUCAUGCUGAAGAUGAAAGUGUUAUAAAGGUUUCCUCGUCUUGUAGCUCAGUGUAUGUUGAUGGAUCUGAACUUCGUGGCUCGUCAAACGCAAGCGUGUUUGUUAAAUAUGGAACUUACCAAGGUCUAGCACGCUUUACAGUGUGGAUGCCAGAAUUUCCACUUGAAGUGUCUGUUGCUGAUUUUCGACUCUCACAAAUAAAAGGUUGGAAGAUUCCUGAAGAGCACAACAGUGUAAACAACAAAAUGAACAGAAGAAAGCGCGCUUAUAAUUGGAAUCAUCACACCGACGAUUUUGGAAACGGUGUCAGUAACGACAGGUCAACAUGUCGUGCAAGAUAUCAGCAGAGUUCCGUCGAUGUUUUCGCUAAAUUUGUUGCCAUUGACCAGGAUUCUGGACGUGUCAGUUACUUGAUUUCACGUCGUACCGGUCUUCGAGUAACAGAUUUGGUUCAACCACUUUUAAGAGUUGCUGAUCCUAAAAUCGCAACCCUUCGUGGACGCACUUUGCAAGGUCGUGUCAUGGGUCGAACUGAUGUACAAGUUUUAUCGCCAAUUAAUGGACGCGUUAUCGGUACAAAGGAAAUUCGUGUUGGAAGCGAUAAAGUCAGCAUCACAAGGUUAAUCGUACGAGUCAUUUCCGGUCUUCAACUUUCUAUUACUCCUGAUAGUUACGUUGAAAAUGGAUAUGUUGCUGAAACGUCUGUAACAAGACGCUUGACAGCACAAUAUCAAGAAGGACUUUUAGAUAUCGAUCUUGAAUUUUCUGACGGUGCGAGAACGCCAUUAAGGGACAUCGCAGUCGAUGAUUACUUCUUGCUUGUUGAAAGCUUGGACACUGAUGUCGUCGCUUUCGCACCCAUGUUGGCUUCACAUCAUCCGAGAGUUAUUGCUGUUGGUGAAGGCAAUGGAGACUUGCUUCGUGUGACUUUAUUGCUUUCCGAAGAAUGUCGAUUACGUCGAAAUGUUCAAAUGGGAAAACAAGGAGUGAAAGCAACAACGGGACCUUUGGCAAGUGCAUUGGCAGCAGUUCAAGUCGAUUUCAGUAAUUCUGAAUCAUCCAAUCGACCUGAUACUGUUCAAAAUGAUGGAAUAAGUGGACGUGAAAGAAAAAGUGGCAGAGAUCGUGAUGUUAAUGAUUUGUCUGAUAUUUUAAUCGGAAUUCCAUUGAAAGACGAUCAUCAUGGCCAUGAACAACCAGCAGUACAAGCACGUAAACAUGGGCACAAUGGCUUAUUGCCAAUUUCUUUAGGCAGUGGCAAAAGUCCAGUUCACACAGAUAUGACGAAUCUUGAAAUCGGAAUGUACGUGCUGUUGACCGCAUUCUGUCUUGCGAUAGGAAUCUUCGUAAUCUCUUGCGUAGUGUACGCGUCAAAAUUUCGACCAGUCACAAUUGAUAUGGUAAGUGAAGAGAUGGGAAUACGAAAAGAACCUUCGACUGGAGGUUUGGGAAUUUUAAGAGAUUCAAGACGACCUCGAGAGUCAACAACAAACGCACAUGACUGGGUAUGGUUAGGACGAGCUACGAUGGAUCGCUCAAUGACACAACAAGACGUUGAUGCUCGUGACUCUCGCAUGAGAAUAACAAGCAAUCCCAUGCCAUUAAAUUACGUUGAUCCAAAUGAUUCGGUCAUGCCCAUAAACAGUUUUGACAAUCCAAAUGCAAUUGAACUGCCGAAAAAGUCGACUGGAGCUAUAAAUACUGCAACGUACACGAAACGCGAUAGGAGAAGUUACCACAGUGAUGAUUCUGUUCCCCCGCCUCUUCCACCCCAUGGAAUUACGGCAAAUGGUGAAUAUCGACCUCCAAUUCCACCUCAUAGAAAUAUUGGCGUCACUGCCAAUGCUAAUAAUCAACAACAGCAACAGAUUCAAGGUGGUGGUCAAAGGCAAAUACCCGAAAUUCCUCGUCGUCAUCGUCAACAUAUGAGAAGUGGAAGUAAUGUGCAAAAUCGACGUUCAAAUGGAAGUAACAUUUUACCUCAGGAUAUUCAGGUUCAUUAUGCAGCGGACGAUCGCACGUCAAUUCACUCAAAUCCUGGUCACAGCUUGAAUUUCACUCAAAAACAAAUAAAUGCAGCUCUUUUCAAUUCGAAUUCUCCUUCAUAUACUGUUCAACCAAUUCCAAGUACGAGUAAACAUUAUCAAAAUCAGGAUUUGCAUAUGGCUGAAAUACUUGUAGAGUCAGCUGUUGGACAACAACGUAGCGCUUUUCAGUUUGAUACAAUCACACCAAAGAAAAAUCUAACAAAAUCCACACCAAAUAGUAACACAACAGACUACGAUGAUGCGCCGUUGUCGUCAGUGAUGCUUGACUCAGGCAUUGAAGUAUCAGCAGCUGAAGAAAAUGCGACCAAAGAAACUACUAAUGAAGAACUAACAAAGAAAUCAGAGGCAGAUGAGCCUGCAAAAUCAUCAGAAAAUGAAUCGUCAAGUUCUGACGAUAAUGGUGGGUUUGUGACACCAGAAGGUAGCGAAAAACCCAAUCAUCGUGUUAAGCGCGCUACUGUAGUGGGAAAUCCAAUGUUUUCAAGUCAAGACAGUGAAUUGACAGCACCUGGUGAAAGUCUCGGCAUCGACGAUCUCGAGAUGGAUUAUGAUCAAAUAAUGAAUUAUUUUGAUAAUCUUAAGGAGUCAAAUGCUUGAGUGCAAGAGAUCAUUGCCAAUAUCCGAUCAAUUCUAAUUUCCUUCCAACAACAAUACCGAAGCUUAGCUUUGGCAUCAGCAAACUCAACACCCAUGAUAACGCCGGUCCACAAGCCAUUGAAAGCCGGCAAUGAUGCGAGCAAGCAAAAUGUCGAUGUCAGUCAGUGAAUCUUACGCUUAAUGAACUUAAAACACUUUUAAAACAUAAGAUGAUGAACUUAGAAAAACUCUUCAUUCGUAGUCACAUUAACUAAUUGUUGUGUAACUUAUUUUGAUAAACCAAUGCGAAGUCGUAGUCAGUUUCUCCUUAAAUCUUAUCUGAUUAAGAGAAAAAGUUGUUUUAUGUCUGAUCGUUAAACAAAACUGUAAGUAUUACUUAACAUCCGUAUACAUCAAAUACACGCACGCAUGAUUAACCAUUAGUUAAUGUUCUAUCAAUAAAUAAUCAUCCACUCUUUUCAUUCAUCAUUUUCUGAACAAAAUCAAGAAAGAAAUCAUAAGAAAUUCACUGAAAAAAAAGCAUUAAAAAAUUGUGUUUUCUCAAUCAACAAAAGCAUAAAGAAAAUAAAAGCUAAAGCAACAAGAUGACAUUUUAUUAAACAGGAAAUUAACUGAAUACUCGGAUAUUUGCAGUGAUCUGUAAAGAAAAUAAUAAUAACAUACAUAACUAUUCAAAAGUUAAAAUUAAAAGCUUCCUUAGUUUGUUUUUCAUUCUAAAAUUUUUUUAAUCAAAGAGCUGAAUUUUCUGAAAAGUUUAAAAAUUUCUUUUUUUUACUUCGAGAAAAAUUCUGCAUUAAAUAUCAAAAUUUACUUUUUUUCGCAAGGAAAAAGUUAGAUAUUUA